Messenger RNA from Callithrix jacchus (white-tufted-ear marmoset), 1856 nucleotides. Lineage: Eukaryota; Metazoa; Chordata; Mammalia; Primates; Cebidae. The record is from RefSeq and is a predicted model, not a curated record.
AUGGAUGAAAUGACAAUUGAAUUGGGAGUCAGAGCAGUUGUGUACGCCCUAAGAGGGACAGACCGAGGUGGGGCUGGAAACUAUUUUCUGGCCUUCUCCCGCGUGCUGCUCCCGGGAAACCAACAGGAUCCAGCACGCUCGGAUUCAGCAGAGCCCUGGCCCCCGAGGUGGAGGGAAGGGGAGUGGGGGGGGGGCGGGUGGCAAGACCGUCCCGGCAGCGGCGGGGGCGACCUCCUUCGCUUUCUCACAGUCUUACAUCUUUGUGUGGAUUGUGCCGGGCUACGGGUCCUUGAGCAGCUGGCCGCGGGGGGCCUCGAGCCUAGGUCGGGAAGUCCACCCGCCACCCCCUGGCUCCGCCGGGCCCUCCUGGCCGGGACCCCCAGCCCCUCUCCACCACUCGAGUGUCUGGAGGUGGGCGAGCGGACGAAAGCAUCUCUGUGCGGGGACAACCGUUCCGCCACCUCCACCCCCUCGCCGGUCUUUGUCCCGUCGGUAGCCAGGGUCUCCGCCGGAGUCCCCAGGGGAACCCCGGUCCUGGAGGCCUCGGGGCCCGGGUCGCCCCAGCUUUGUUCGGUCAGCUGGGUGCAGGGACGCGGACACUUACCGUACACCCCAGCGAGGAAAAGCAAGAGCAACGCAGACCUCCACCGCGGAGACUCUUUUGUGCUCCAGCGACGGGCCAUAACCACGGCAGAUGGAGGGAGAAAGGAGAUGGAGAAGGAGGGAGGAGGAGCUGGGGCUAGACGCCGCCGCCGCCGCCGCCGAGCCCCCAGCUGCUCCCUGCGCUCUCCGCGGCGGCGGGAGGGGGAGGGGAGGGGCCGCCGCCGCCGCCGCCGCCGCCGCAGCCGCUUGCGCGCGCUCUCUCCCUCCUCCCUCCGGCCCUCCCUCAGCCGCACGCUCGCCUGCUCCCAAUCCGGGCUGUGUGAGAACCCCGCGCGGGGCGGCUCCUGGGUACAAGAGCAAGGAGCUCCCGCGCCGGCGCCAGGCGAGGGGGUGGCGGACGCGGGACUCCGGCCUCGCACCGCUCGGGGUAGCUGGCGCCGCCACUCGCCAGACGGAGCGCGCGCUCAUCCGUGCGAUCGGCAAUCCCCUGGCCCGCCUGCCUCGGUUCCCGCCCGGCGCUCUGCUGGACUUUCCAAGUCUCGGGCCGAUUUCCCCGCGACUGGAGCCCAAGGAGCAAGGCAGCGCCAAUCGAUGAGCGAGCGCGCGAACGCCGGCCUCAGGAUGCCCGGGGGCUGUAGCGCGGGGGCCGGUGAAGGAGCUGGGUCGCAGUUCGAGGCCUAGGUGCUGGCCAAAGGAGUGGGCCUGUUAGAUUACAGCAUUAUCCAUUUUGAAGUUAAACAGAAGGAUUUCUAAAUUCGGCAUGGACCCUGGAUACAACAUUGAAGUAUGUAAAGUUUUUCUUCACCACCCAAUGGUUCCUUUUUUAUUUCCCCUCUGUUCUCCCCAGCCUUGUUUACCUUCUUUUCCUUCAACUUCAGGCUCCCAAUAUACUGAAGCUUUCUUACCCUCUCCCCCCAUCAGAAAUGAUUCCUGGCAAAAAACAUAAAACAAGCAAACAAAAACUUUAUAAACAAAUCCACCUCGAAGCUACAUAUGGCUAUUCUUCUAGAGUAUUUAUAAUUUAAUGGGUUGUUAAUGCAAGUGUCAGGGUGUACUUUCAGUGGGUUGGGGAGACAUUCAUGGUCAGGGAUGUUUCCCGAUUCCCCUCUAAGGUGACCCCUUACUGCACAGCAAUCCUUCCCUGAGACAGAAGACAAGUCAGUGCAAGAAUGCCUAAUUAUUUCUCCUAGAGCCACACUAAACCUUUAGAAGACUUAAAGGUCACAAACAUUUAUUAUAUCGGUAAUGUUCUU